This is a messenger RNA of Trichoplax adhaerens, 1041 nucleotides long. RefSeq lists its product as uncharacterized. Gene Ontology annotation, cellular component: ribose phosphate diphosphokinase complex; cytoplasm. Gene Ontology annotation, molecular function: magnesium ion binding; ribose phosphate diphosphokinase activity. The transcript has a single exon. Bases 1 to 1041 code for a protein of 346 amino acids. The record is from RefSeq and is a predicted model, not a curated record. Lineage: Eukaryota; Metazoa; Placozoa; Uniplacotomia; Trichoplacea; Trichoplacidae. Gene Ontology annotation, biological process: purine nucleotide biosynthetic process; 5-phosphoribose 1-diphosphate biosynthetic process.
AUGUAUUUAUUCUCAGGACAAUCGCAUCCAACUCUAUCCAGGAGUGUUAGCGAGUUGUUAGGAGAGCCUAUUGCUGCUGCCAACGUGGCAUCCCAAUCCAAUGGCGAGAGUAAAGUGAAUAUUUUAGUUUCUGUACGCGAAAAGGAUGUUUUCAUUAUUCAAACUGGUGCCGAUGGUGUCAAUAAUUUCAUCUUUGAAUUUUUAAUUAUGGUUUACGCUUGUAAGACAUCAGCUGCCAAGAGAAUUGUUGCCGUUAUGCCUUAUUUACCCUAUUCGAAGCAUAGUAAAAUGAGAAAUCGUAGCGCUAUACCAGCCAAGUUAGUGGCCUCCAUGAUGUGUAAAGCUGGUGUCAGCCAUGUUAUUACUGUCGAUUUACAUCAUAAGGAAGUACAAGGAUUUUUCAAUUGCCCGGUUGAUAAUUUACGAGCUUCUCCUUUUAUCAUUCGCUAUAUACAACAAGAUAUUCCCGAUUAUAAAAAUGCAGUGGUCGUUGCUCGAGAACCUGGCAGUACUAAACGUGCUACUUCCUUCGCUGAACGACUCCAUUUAACUUUAGCUGUCAUCCAUGGCGAAAGUAAAAGCGAUUAUUACGAUGAAGAUGGCAGUGGAUCGCCACCGCCAGAAUAUGAUGAUAGUAGUGUAUCGCGUGUCUUGCCGUCGGUGUUGCCUGAGAUUGCACCAAAAGAGAAGCCACCCAUGACCCUGGUCGGCGAUGUCACUGGCAAGAUAGCCAUCAUUAUUGAUGAUAUGAUUGAUAAUUUAGAUCUCUUACUCAAAGCUGCUGAAUUGCUUGAAGAACGAGGAGCUUAUAAAAUCUAUGCCUUAGCUACUCAUGGCCAAUUUACACAAUCUGAUGCAGCUAAAUUAGAUGCUUCCUGUCUUGAAGAGAUUGUUGUCACCAAUACCAUCCCUCAAAAGAUCAAUAGUAGCAAACUCAAGACCAUCGAUAUCAGCCAGUUGAUUGCUGAGUCAAUUCGACGAAUCCAUAAUGGCGAAUCGAUGUCUUACUUAUUUAGGAAUAUUCCUGCUGAUGAAAAUUAA